GCUCCAGCCAUAUGAUAACUUCACUACGAUAACUUCACUUGCUCGUACCUUGAACAUAUUGUACACUGAUACACACGCUGGAAACGCAUGAAAAUUUGAAGGACCAAACGGAACCAGUUUACGAAUGAUCAACCCUCCUAGCUCGUAAUCCAAACCAUUCCUCACCAGCUAUGGACUAAGCCGUCCGAACGGGCACCUACCAACCGCCGCACGACAUCGCCGCAAACUCACCAUGGCUGCCAAUUCCGAAUUCUUCAAUAACCGCGCCCAAAAUGGGCUCGUUGUUGUCCAUGAACCUCCCAAAUUCGACCUCGAAUCAUACAUCUCCAACUACCAAGGAAGAACAAAACUCGACCGGUUAAAGUCCAUCGGCGCCACGUCGACGUGCCUGUGUCUGGAUGCGCUCCGACUGGCGAUGGAAGAGGCCCGACGCGGCAAAGAUGUGGAUGCCUACAUGCAGGUCAUGGAGAUCUUGCAGAAGAUCGUGCCGGGAGAUCCGCUGAGCGAGACAGACCUGGACUGGGUCGCCCGGACGAAGCUGGUGGAGAAGGCGGAAUCGGACCGGUUGGAUCAGGAGCUGAAAGGGUACAAGAACAACAUGAUCCGAGAGAGCAUUCGUAUGGCAAAUGAAGACAUCGCCUUCCACGCGUACCAGAUCGGGGACUUCGGCAGUGCCUUGAAAGCAUACGCCCGCGCCCGGGAAUUCCGACAAACCGCCCGUCAUGAAAUCGAACUAUUCCUCAAGCUGGCCAUGGUCCACCUUGCCACCAAGCAGCUCCACCACCUCGGGAACGCCAUCCAGCGCGUCCUCGCUCAACCCCUUCCGACCGAGGACAAAGACAUUAUCGACGCCCUCCUGCCGCCCUUGAACGGUCUCGUCUCACUCGCCGCGAAGAACUAUGCCGACGCGGCGAGGAGUUUCAUUGCAACCCCGCAAUCUUAUACGGCCCUAGAACCACGUGCGGGGAUCGACUUUCAGAAAGAGCUGAUAACAGGCAACGACAUUGCCGUCUACGGCGGUCUCUGUGCGCUGGCAUCCAUGAGCCCCCAAGAGCUCAAAGAGAGGGUCCUCGACAGCGCGACGUUCCGACAUUUCCUGGAACUGGAACCGCACAUUCGUCGGGCCAUCUCCCUCUUCUGCUCCUGCAACUACUCCGCCUGCCUCGAAAUCCUAGACUCGCACCGCAACGACUACUUGCUAGACGUCUACCUGCAGCCGCAUCUGCUCCAGCUCUACGAACUGGUGCGGCGGAAGAGCAUCGUGCAGUACUUUAAACCGUUCAAUAAGGUCACGCUGGACGAGAUGCAGACACGGUUCCCGUCCACCGAUGGGCGACCAAUCGAGGAGGAAUUAGUGGACAUGAUCAAAAGGGGGUCUCUGGAGGCACGGCUAGACCUGGUGGAUCGACUACUCAUCUCCCCCACUCCACAUCCCCGAUCGGCCCUGCAAGCCCAAGCGCUUGACAUGGCUCAGUCGUACGAGCGGACGUUGCGGCUGCGGUUAAUGCGCAUGAAUAUGUUGCAUGCCAACCUAGUGGUCGCCUCUGGCAAAGGUCGCGGACCUCACAUGGAGGCACUGAGGGGCGGCCAGGCCAUGACGAUGGAGGACGUGGCGGGUUCAAAUGGGUCAUAUGGUGAUCUCAUGGAUUACUAGUUGCUACACGCUUCGAAUGCGGACGCUGUCUCCGAAAUAUUGGAACCGUGCGAGAGGUGUAAUAUUCAGACCUCACGUGCCGGCUAAAACGACCGGUUGCACGAGUUGGGCAUGGACGAUGGAUAACGAUGAUAGACACGAACAAUGACGCAUUAAAACGAGGGGCCAUAGAAAGUCUCUGUCAACACCAUUAUUGAUUCUCA
Eremomyces bilateralis CBS 781.70 is the source of this 1857-nucleotide messenger RNA. RefSeq names its product COP9 signalosome-like protein complex subunit 1. The record is from RefSeq and is a predicted model, not a curated record. Bases 233 to 1654 code for a protein of 473 amino acids. Gene Ontology annotation, cellular component: COP9 signalosome. Lineage: Eukaryota; Fungi; Ascomycota; Dothideomycetes; Eremomycetales; Eremomycetaceae. The transcript is spliced from 5 exons.